AUGGAGACUCCACCGGAAGAUGUUAUUAAUAAUAAUAAUAAUAAUAAUAAUAAUAAUGAUACUGUUAAUUUGUCAGAAAGUAAUAAUUCAGCUUCUAAAAGAGUCAUUAAAAAACGUAAAUAUAGUAGAGGUGGUUGUAAUGAAUGUAAACGAAGAAAAAUUAAGUGUGAUGAAUUGAAACCAUAUUGUCAUAAUUGUACAAGAUUAGAAAAAAAAUGUAUUUAUCAACAAAAUCAAAAAUUUCGAUUUGAACUACCAAAAACAAUCAAGCAUGGAACAAAAGGUCACGAUGUGAUAAAUGGUAAGGAUGAAAUAAAAGGUGACGAUGUAAUAAUAAAUGGUAAGGAUGUAAUAAAUGGUAAGGAUGAAAUAAAAGGUCACGAUGCAAUAACUAAAUCAGAUAACUAUAUUUAUAAUCAAGAUGAAUUACGGAUCAAAAUAACAACUAAUCCAAGUAAUCCAAGUAAUCCAACAACCGAUUUUAAAUUUUACCAGGAUUCAAGUUUAUCAAAUUUAUCAAAUUUAAGAGGUUCAAAUCAAGAUAAAGAAUUGACAAAUUUAAAACAAGAUCAUUCUAAAAAGUUUAAAAUAUCAGAUAUGUUAUCUCCUGAUACCGACUUCCUAAAUGAUUAUAAUUGGUCAAAUAUAAAUUCAAAUGAUGUUCGUAAUUUAUUUGAUGAUGCUAGUUUAUUAGUUCAUGAUUCAUUAGAUUUAUUUAAUUAUAAUUAUAAUUAUAAUGAAACUUUUCAAAAUUUAACUCCACCAAAUUUACCAAAUUUACCAAAUUUACCAAAUAACGAAAUUGGAAGUAUUGAUUUCCCAAUAGAAAACAUAAAAGAUAAAUUAAAUCAUCAUCAACAACAACCACCACCAAAACCACCAAAACCACCAAAACCACCAAAAACUACAGAAGUCACAAUCAAAUCACAAGUAAUAAUUUCCGAAACUUCAUUAUUCAAAAUUUCAAAUUCAGAAUUGGUUGAUUUGAGUUUAUGUGAUUUUGAACUAGAUGGACCACAUAGAAACUACCUUUUAUCCUUAUCCAUGACAGAUUUAUCAUUUCAUAUAUUUCCAUUUGCUGAAUCAUUUGAAUCUAAUCAAGUAUUGAAAAUAUUAUUAAAGUAUUCUCAAGGUUGUUCUUAUUUAUUGACUAGUUUAUUAGCUAGUUCUGCAACUUUUCAAUAUAAUCAAACAGCUGACAAAAUACAUGAGACGAAUAGGAAUAAAUAUACAAGUAUAUGUUUAAAAUCAUUAUCUGAAGCAUUCCCACAAAACAAAGAAAAAUUCCACAGUAUAACCAACGAUAUAGAAAGAUUAUUACUCACCAUCCUUGUCUUGACUUCAAAUUUCACAGCAACUACAACAACAAACUCAUCAAAAUCAAAUUGGAAAACUCAUCUCAGAGGAGUGAAAGAUUUACUUCUUAAAUAUUCUAAACUUGCAAAUUGCUGUAAAAAAAAUCUGAAAAAUUAUAAUGGGAUCAGUGAUGGUUUGGCAUUGGCUAAGACUUGGUUUUUUGCAAUUGAAUCAUUAGCUGAAUUGAAUGAUCCACUAGGUGGGACUUUAAAAUAUCAAAAGAAGAAUAUUUCUCAAUCAACAGAUAUAAUUAAAACUGAUGAUAAAUUAGAUUGUUCAGAUUCAAGUCAUUUAUGGUUAGAAACUGGUUAUUUUAACCGUGGUAGAAAUUUAGAAUAUCAUGAUAGUUUAGUUAGAAUUGGAUUAUUAACAAGUUGUCAAUUUAAUUUAUUUAAUGGGUAUUCUUUGGUUGUUGUUCGUCUAAUAGAUGAAUUAACAAAAUCGUUAGAUUUAUUAAGAGAUGAUAAUAAUAAUGCACAGUUAAGUGGAACUCGUGUUCUCAAAAUUAUGUCAGUUAUAGAAAAGGCAAGAAUUAAUGAGAUAGUACCCAAAAUAUCAAAAGAAAAUUACAUUAUUCCAAUUACAAGUCAGGCACAUCCAGAAUACACCGGAAUAGAUAAGAUAUUAUUACCUAGUUCAUGUUUUGCAAGGGAUAAAGAAAUCAUUUAUUCUUAUUUUGAUUUAAGUGAACAGCUACAUAUUGAUUCAAUGUUUUUGAAAGUGUUGACUACUCCUGGAUUAUUAAAAUUAGAUAAAUCACAUCCGUUAAUAAAGGAAUUAAAACACAAAAUUUUAAACUCGUUAUUCUUCAUAAAAGAGAAAAAUGAGAGUGUUAGAGAAGAAGAGGUUUUUUUGCAGAGUGAUCAUUUUUAUUUAAGCGUUGGAUUGUUUGAUCAUAGGGCAAUCAUGAUUCAAAGUGCCUUAAUUCAGUGUUCUAAAAUUGUGAAUAAUUUAGAGGAAUUUGAGAGGUUGGAAUUAUAUUUCAAGGGGUUAGCUAAAUUGGGCAAUGGAAGUUCUGUUUUUGCUUUAAAUGAUUUAAAUAAAUUGAAGAUGAAUUUUCUUAAUGGUGGGGAUGAUGAUGUUUUGAUUAAUUCUCAAAAUAAUAUUCCAUUUUCAUAG
Insectozyma verbasci is the source of this 2475-nucleotide messenger RNA. The record is from the annotation of a GenBank genome assembly. NCBI's taxonomy places the organism in Eukaryota, Fungi, Ascomycota, Pichiomycetes, Serinales, Debaryomycetaceae.